Molecule: messenger RNA, 3160 nt
Organism: Cheilinus undulatus (humphead wrasse)
Lineage: Eukaryota; Metazoa; Chordata; Actinopteri; Labriformes; Labridae
Gene: serinc3
Product: serine incorporator 1
Exons: 10
Coding region: 194-1633 (479 amino acids)
Cellular component (GO): membrane
Source: RefSeq, a predicted model, not a curated record
CUCUACUGUCUGAGAGUUUAUUUGAAGAGGCUUCAUCUUUAGUCUGACUUAGAGAAGAUUCUAGAUGAUUCUAGAUGGUUAUUUAUAUCUAUAACGGGGCUGUGAGGAGGACUAUCAGACCAGAGAAGAAGAAAAAGAAGUCUGACCGUAGAAGAAGAAGUAAAUAACCGGAUUAUUCCCUCCGUGUUCGGUGAUGGGAGCUGUACUGGGAGCCUUCUCAUUGGCCAGCUGGGUGCCAUGUCUAUGCAGCAGUGCCACCUGUCUGCUGUGCAGUUGCUGUCCGAGCAGCAGGAACUCCACAGUGACCAGGAUUAUCUACGCCUUCAUCCUGCUGCUGGGGACCAUCGUGGCAUGCAUCAUGCUAUCACCAGGCGUGGACCGCCAGCUCAGGAGGAUUCCAGGUUUCUGUGAGGACGGCGCCGCCUCGAACACCCUGGGCCUGCAGGCUGAUGUGAACUGUGAGAUUUUUGUGGGUUAUAAAGCGGUGUAUCGAGUCUGCUUCGGAAUGAGUCUUUGGUUCCUGGCCUUCUCCGUUUUUAUGAUCAACAUCAAGAACAGCAGAGACCCCAGAGCAGCUGUUCACAACGGGUUCUGGUUCUUUAAGUUCGCAGCUCUGGUGGGGAUAACAGCUGGAGCAUUUUACAUCCCAGAUGCCCCAUUCACCUACAUCUGGUUCAUUGUGGGCUGUGCCGGGGCGUUCUGCUUCAUCCUCAUCCAACUCGUUCUGCUGGUUGACUUCGCUCACUCCUGGAAUGAGUCCUGGGUCGACAACAUGGAGAAGGGCAGUUCCCGGGGCUGGUACACAGCUCUGCUAGUGGUCACCAUCCUGAACUACAUCUUGUCAUUUGUGGCUGUUGUUCUCUUCUUCGUCUUCUACACUAAGCAUGACGGAUGCACCGUUAAUAAAUUCUUCAUCAGUUUCAACAUGCUGUUCUGCAUCGCAGCCUCUGUUGUCUCUGUGCUGCACAAAGUCCAGGAGUCUCAGCCUCGCUCUGGUCUGCUGCAGUCCUCCAUCAUCACCCUCUACACCAUGUUUCUCACCUGGUCGGCCAUGACCAACGAGCCAGACCGGGAGUGCAACCCCAACCUGCUGAGUAUCUUCCAGCAGAUGGCAUCCCCGACCCCGCCUCCCCUGGAGAUGGAGAACCAGACAGCGGUGCUGAUCAUCGGCACAGAGGAGCCGGUCCUCAGCGCCCCCUACCUGCAGUGGUGGGACGCACAGAGCAUUGUUGGACUGGCGAUUUUCGUCCUCUGUAUCAUCUACUCCAGCAUCCGCUCGUCCAGCACCAGCCAGGUCAACAAACUGACCAUGGCGUCCAAAGACUCGGCCAUCUUGGCGGAGGGUGGCAGCAGCACAGACCUGUCAGAGGACGUGACAGGGCCGCGGCGGGUGGAGGAUAACGAGCAGGACAUGGUCCAGUACUCGUAUUCCUUCUUCCACUUCAUGCUGUUCCUGGCCUCGCUCUACAUCAUGAUGACCCUCACCAACUGGUACAGUCCUGAUGCGGACUACACCAUCAGCAGUAAGUGGUCAGCCGUCUGGGUGAAGAUCUCAUCCAGCUGGGUCUGUCUGGCGCUCUACGUAUGGACACUUUUGGCGCCCAUGAUCCUCACCAACAGAGACUUCAGCUGAGCCCACAGUCUGCUAGGACCACACCACCAACAGAGACUUCAGCUGAGCCCACAGUCUGCUAGGACCACACCACCAACAGAGACUUCAGCUGAUCCCACAGUCUGCUAGGACCACACCACCAACAGAGACUUCAGCUGAGCCCACAGUCUGCUAGGACCACACCACCAACAGAGACUUCAGCUGAGCCCACAGUCUGCUAGGACCACACCACCAACAGAGACUCCAGCUGAUCCCACAGUCUGCUAGGACCACACCACCAACAGAGACUCCAGCUGAUCCCACAGUCUGCUAGGACCACACCACCAACAGAGACUUCAGCUGAUCCCACAGUCUGCUAGGACCACACCACCAACAGAGACUUCAGCUUCAGGAACAGGUUCAGGUCUACAGCUGCUGCUGACGCCAAAAAAAGGAUCCUUCAUGUUGUUUUCAUGUUUUCAUGUUUGGAUUUUCUGAAAUUAAAAACAUUAUAAAGGGUAAUUAAAUGCCAGAUAUGAAAUCACAAAAAUAUUUUUGUAACCCAUGGGCAAAGGUUGACUUUCUUCUUUCUCAACAUUAUUUUUGUGAUAUUUUAACUUUUUCUUUCCUGUUGUUUAUUUUCAGUUUUUUACCUCUAUGUUCCUCUUUCACAAUAUCGCGACUUUCUUCCCACACAUAAUUUAUUUUUAAAUGCUGUGACUUUUUCUCUUCCAUUGUUGAUUUUGUUAUAUUAUGACCCCGUCAUUAUUGUUUCCUUAGGUUUUUUCCCUCUUUGUUGUUUUUAUAAUAUUGCGACAUUGUUUUUCAUCCUGUUCUUUGUUUAGUAAUGUGACUUUUUCUCAUUCAUUAGGUUUUCUGUAAUAUUCCAUUUUUUUUCUCCUCUCAUUUUUUUGUAAUAUUGUGACUUUUUCCUCUUGUGUGGUUUUUGUUCUUCCUGUUGUGUUUUGUUUGUUUGUUUGUUUUAUUCCGAUUUUUUUGGCUCUCAUCCUCCAGCAGUGCCUUAAUAACUUUUAUAAAAUUUCUUUGUGUUUUAUAUGAACACACAAAAUAAAAUAUUCUGUUUGUAAAAAGGAAUUUAAAUGUAUUUUUUAGUGAAAAUACGACAUUGAGAAUUUUCCACACAUUAAACACUCACUUUUUUCCCAGUGAGAUUAAAAUAAAGUUUCCUAUUGAUAUUUAAAUAGUUUCCUGUUGAGAUUUAAAUAAAGUUUCCCAUUGAGAUUUAAAUAAAGUUUAAAAAAAAUCCUACAGAGAUUUAAAUAAAAUGUUCUACUAAGAUUUAAAUAAGAUUUCCUUUAGAAAUUUAAAUAAAAUUUCCUGUAGAUAUUUAAAUAAAUUUCCUACUGGUAUUUGAAUAAAAUUCCCUACAAAGAUUUAAAUAAAAAAUUCCUAUGGAAAUUUAAAUAAAGUUUCUUUACUGUGAAUAAAAUGAGUUUUUAGCCAAAGAGUGAUCAACAAUCGCUGAUAUUUUGUCUACAAAGACUCAUUAAUCAGAGUAAUGACUGUUUUAUUUUAUUGAUUGUUUUAUGUUUUAUGGCAGUAAUGAAA